AGGCGAUGCUCUCUCCACACUCGUACCACUCGCACAGUCGUCUCGGGAACCCCGAGUGUGUGGGGCAAGCUAUCGAGCCCAGCUUGCUUACCGACAGCCCUCUCAACUGAAGUAGAAAGGUUGUAGCAGUAGUAGUUAUAGUAGGGCUAGGACAUGAUUAGUGUCGGUGUCGUGUUUACAGCGGCGUAAUAGCCCUCAUGUUAUAAUCUAUACGUACAGUCUAUAUAGGAAGGAGCGCGCGCGUGUGUGUGUGUAUGGUCGUCUCUAUAUAUAGGGCAGCAAGGCACACAGGGGAAGCAGGACAGCGAGCCGUGAGGGUGAGGGGGGCAGCAGGGCUGCCCUGCGUCAUGUGAAGUGCUGCUGGCUGCUGCUGCUGCCCUCAAGCACUGGGAGUCUGAGCCAUCGGCUGUCACGUGGUGCACAGCUGCUACCUGCUGCCGCUAAGUUGGUGGUGCCCCCGAAUACUUUGCCAGGAAUCGACGACGACGACGACGUCCGCCGCUUGACCUUGUGCUCACCUGGAUGAAGAUAAAGCGAUUUAUUGUUAUAAACACAUAGAUAUCUUGGGGUUCCCCACCUGCGCGAUUUGAAUUCGGCAGAACCCGACUGACCCCCUGCCUCUGGGCGCCCGUUGAACCCGAGAGGAUCGCGGCGCGAAGAUAAAGUUCACGGCAAGACAACGAGAGCGCUCGGCAGGUGCUCGCGCCGAGACGCGGCCGCCCUCGGUCCGGAAACCCCGUUGGAACGUCGCUGGAACGUUGGGAAUACGGCGGAUUGCUCGCAGUCGCAGCCACCCCCGCCGCCACGUGAGCGAGCCCCCUGCCGUGUGCUCGUUCAUCGCAGACUCGUCUCGGGAGGAAUGGCUGAUCUGGAUUCCGCUUGCGGUCUCUGAGACGCCGCCGCCGCAGCGUCGAGGCCGAGCCGCGUGGGUACCCUGAAGCGGCUCGUUUGUCAGCGACGCUCGCCCGCCGCAUGUGAGCGCCGAGACGACCGCUUCGGCCCAGCUCAUGCCGUGGGGCAAAGUGAGAGCGGCCGGGCAAUGAUGAACCAGGGCAAGGCGGCAGUGAAGACCAGCUCCCAGCAGCAGCAGCAGCAGCUGCAAGGUAGCAGCCCGGGUAUGGCAGGCACCCUGGGCCCAAAGGGCAUGGGCCCUGGCGGCCACCUGACGACCAAGGCGGCAGGACCGGGUGCCAUGAGGGUCGGCAAGGGUCGCGGCAAGCGGGAGCGCAGCGAGUCGCUGGAAUCGCGGGACCAGCGCGAGACCAACGCCUCUAAUGCGGAGUCCGACUGCAAGGACAUGGUGUCACGCGGCAAGCGGAAGUGCGUGCUGGAGAAGAAGACCCCGUACAGCGGAGACGAGUGGUGCUCGGGGCCCGACAGCGAUGCCGACGACAAGCCCUUCCUCGCCGCCAGCGCCGCCCCCACUCAACCCGAGCGGCACCCAAGGAACGGAACGCGUCCGAGAGGACGUCCACCGAGGAGGAGAUGGAGCGAUGAAAUCGAUUGCACAGGGGGUGGCCGGGAGUUCAUGAAACCUUCCGAGGCGGCGGCCCCUCCUCUCGCCUGCCCUACGGCCUUCACAGCAGUCCCCGCAGGCCUUCCAAGCAUGCCCCAUGCCCCCACGGGUGGCCGCCCCCCUCCAGGACCAGUGAAGGCCCGGCCCUCAUCUGUGCUCAUCUUCUCCACGGAGCUGGCCAAUAGGGCAGCGGAGGCAGUAACGCAGGGAAGGUCCGACUCCAUUCUCUCCUUCCACAAGCAAGAGAAGGGCUUCCUACAGAAGAAUAACCAGCCCCCGGUGAGCCGCACCUUGUCGCAGUUGCUGCAGCAGCAGCAGCCGCCUCACCGAGCAACACCACCAGGAGGUGUCCACCAGCAAGCAGAGCACUCGCCCUCACACCCCCCACAGCCGCAGCAACCACAACCGCAGCAGCAGCAGCAGCAGCCGCCCUCCGAGCCGGGCCCCCACCCUCUCCCGCCGCAGGAGAAUGGCCCCGCUUCCGAAACGUCGGGCAAGGACGGCGGCGGCGGCGGCGGCGGCGACGACUCGGCCGUGGAAAACGGGUCACAGGGACGCGAGACGCCCUCCAACCGCCAGAGUCCGCUGCUGGGGCCGGCCGGUGCGAGACCGCCGGCGCCGGCGGGGGAAGGCCCGACCAACGGCACGGAGGCGGCGCCCGCUGCGUCGUCGCAGGCCCCCGGGGGCUGCGGUGGCUGCUCGACGCCGGGGCACGGCGGUGGAGUGCCGGCAAACCAGGCGGGUGGCCCUCGUGGCCCCGGCGGUCCCGGUGGUCCCGGCGGCCCCGGCGGUCCCGGCGGCCCCUGCGUUCCCGGCGGGCCGUGCGGCCCCUGCGGCCCUUGCGGCCCAUGCGGCCCCGGCGGCCACCUGCUGGUGGGGAACACGGAGGGGCUGUCGCUGGAGCAGCUGGAGCACCGCGAGAUGUCUCUGCAGAAGCUACGCGACAUCCAGAGGAUGCUGUUCCCGGAGCAGAGCGACCAGGACUUCCCGCUGCGGACUAGCACUUCCAACUGGGGCCACAAGCCCAACCACGACGGCGUGGGCAUGAAGAGGGCACCCGACGAGCAGCUGAUGCCGCAGGGCAUGAAGAGGCCCGAGGACCCGCUGCAGGCGAUGAUGUCUCAGACGCAGAGCCUGGGCGGCGGGCCGUUGGAGCCCGGCGCCAUGCAGCCAUCGGCCGUGCACCCCAACUCGAUGCUGUCACUGCAGGAGCAGCAGCCUGGGCUGCACCCCGGGGCCCUGCUAUCGAUGCAGGAGCACCAGGCCGGCCGGGCCAUGCAGAUGUCGCCCGGCAGCGGGCAGGAGCAGAUGACGCCGGAGCAGCUGGCGUGGCUCAGGCUGCAGCAGGAGUUCUACGAGGAUAAGCGGCGAAAGCAGGAGCAGGCCGUCCACCAGCGGGGCUUCCAGGAGAUGAUGAUCCUGCAGCAGCAGCAGCAUCCGCUGGGAGGGAUGCCGAGGCCGCCGCCCCCUCCGUACCGGAACGUUCCCGGGGGGCGGUUCCCCGACGGCAUGAUGCCCGGCAUGCGGGACCAGUUUGGCGACCCCCUGGACUUCCCGGGCCCCAUGGUGGCGAGGAGCAUGGGCGGCUUCAACAUGGGACCGAGGUUCCCUGGGAAUGCCAUGCAGAGGUUUCCCGGCGGCGGGCGGAGGCUCAUUGACAUGGACGGCCCCAUGAACCCGAUGCAGCAGCAGCAGCUGCACCCGGGCCUCGCGUGGCAGGACGAGCUGAUGUCGGUGAUGCCGGGCGGCCUGGGGCCUGAGCGGAUGCCGGUGCCCGAGCAGCUGCUGCGCCAGCGGAUCAUGGAGAAGCGUGGGAUGAGAGGCUUGGGCAUCCCGGCGGGGCGAGGCAUGCCGCAAAACCCGGACAUGGAGCGGCUCUUCCACUCCCAGCGCCACCUGGAUCCGGCCAUGAACGCGGGGCUCUUUUCCCCCCUGCCCGGCGACCACUCGCCCGUGCCGCACCCGGGCAUUGAUCCCGGUGUCCUGCAGAGGGGCAUGCUGAUGAGUCCCAAUAUGGGCGGCCCUCAGCCGGGACUCGGUGGGCCGGACUUUGAGAUGAUCGGUCCUGCCCCGAGAAACCUCAAUCUCAUGUCCCCGCAGCAGCAGCAGCAACAGCAGCAGCAGCAAGCGAUGAUAUCCCAGAAGCUGCGAGACUCCCUGCAGCAGAUACCAGAAGAGGACAUAUUGCUGGGACCGAUGGCGGAGAGCGCAGACCUCCUGAUGCUGGCGCAGCAACACCAGCAUCAGCAGCAGCAGCAGCAGAAAAUGCUGAUGUCAGCGCAGCAGGGCCAGCACGGCAUGAUCAUGUCGCCGCUACAGGACUUCCCCGGCGGGCCCGGCUCGUUCCCGGACAUCCUGCAAGGCAUGGAGGCACUGGAGCAGCAGUUUGGGCCUGACCAGGCCAUCAUGGGCAACAGCCUGGCGAGGCCCGGCCCCGUGGGCCCCGCAGGGCCCAUGGGUAACGCAAGCGUGGUGGCGCCGCAGAGGGCACUGGGACGACGGCCCGCAAAGCUGCCAUUGCCGGCUUCUCCGGGAAUCGGGGCGAUGAAGUCGCCCAGCCUGGGGCCCGUGCACUCGCCGGCCGUCAACUCGCCCAGCACCGCCAUGGCCACCCCACCCAGCGCCUCCAUGAAGUCCCCCGCGCAGGCACAGACGGCACUGGCGGCCUCCGCAUCUGGGAGCGUGGGAGGUGGAGGCAGCGGCGGCGGAGUCGGCUCGGCUCUGAGUGGGCGGUCUCCGGCGGGCUCGCCCGCCCACCUGCGCUCGCCAGCCUCCUCCCUGCCGGCACCGUCGCCCGGUUGGGCCUCCUCUCCCAAGGCCCCGCCGCCGUUGCCGAGCCCGGGCGGCGUGGCGACGCACGGCAAGGGCCCGGCGAGCCACGGCGGGACCCCGGCCCCACCGCCGCACACCGGCAUGGAUGCAGGCACCAGCCAGGCGGGGCAGCUGGUGAGCGUGGCCGGCCCCGCCAACUUUCCGUGCACAACCAAGGAGCCGCCGCUGCCGCCACCGCCCAGCUCUUCGCAGCAUCCCCUGUCGCUCAUGUCGCGGAUGUCGCAGUUCGCGAUGCCCAGCUCCACGCCGCUCUACCACGACGCCAUCAAAACCAUCGCGAGCUCCGAGGACGACCCCCCGGGGCCGGACCGAUCGCCGGGUCUCCCGGCAUUGCCGCCCCUCGCCGGUCCCGGCCUGAACACAGGACACAUGGGGCCUGGCAGGAUUCCUUCCCAGAAUACCUUGGGGCCAGGGGCAGCAGGAAGCCCCCUGGGGAUGAGCCUGGCGGGGCAGCAGGCCCUCGCCCACGGGCCCGGCGGGGCAGCCAUGCUGUCCGCUCACAGCCCGGCCGGAAGUGGGCCCAUGAGCCUGGGCGGCCCAAUGCAUCACUCCGAGAUUGGGCCAGGAUCCGCCUUGGCUGACGCCAUGAUGGCCGCCCGCCACCCCCAGUCUCUACCCCCCACUCGCCUGGGCCCCCCUCUGCACCACGGCCAGCCACCCACCGGGGCCAGCGGCCUGCACUCGCCGCAUCCCCCACGCAUCCCCAUGGGGGGCGCUUUCCCCGGUCCCGGGGGGCCCGGACCUGGGGGACUGCCCUUUCCCAGCGAGGGCAUGCCCGGUCCUCCGCCAGGCCCCAGCCUUUCCCCAGACAUGAUGGGCAGCAAGCACAUGGGGCCGUCCACUGUCAUAAGCUGCUCAUCUUCAUCAUCAGCCAUGGUCAAUCUACUGCUGGAUGAAGGUCACCCCAAGCCGCCGCCAACUUUCACGAUCCUGCGAUACGGGGGAUUCAGCCCAGUGCUGCCUGGCAUCUCCACCGUGCUCAGCGACCCCGACCUCCAGGACGUGAUUCGUCCGGGCGCUUCGGGAAUCCCGGAGUUCGACCUCUCCCGCAUCAUCCCUUCUGAGAAGCCCAGCCAGACCCUGCAGUACUUCCCUUCGGAAUCCAUGAAGCAACAGCAGCAGCAGCAGCAGGCCUCCUCACAGCAGCAGCAGCAGCAGCAACAGCAGCAACAGGGAGGAGGUUCCAUCCCACCGACAUCCGAGGGAUUUUCUCUGCAGCACCAACCGUCGGUAUUUGCCCAGGGCCAGCCAAACCCGGCGGGUUUCCCGGGCAUGGUGCCGUCCGGAGCGGGCAGCGGCGGUGGUCCGGGCGAGCCGGGCAUGCUGCGGCCGUCCAUGAGCGUGCCCAACCUCUCGGGGAGGGGCGGCGGAGGCGGUCCCGUCAGGGGACAGCCCCCGCCGCCGUCGCCGCACGGGCUGCUGCACCCGAGCCAGAUGCCCCCGCAGAUGCACCACCACCACCACCACCACCCACCGCAGCAGCAGCAGCACGGAGUGCUGGGGGCACCGCAGCAGCAGCAGCAGCAGCACGGUGUGGUGGAACGGCUGCCUCUGCACCACCACCACCAUCACCACCAUCAGCACCAGCAUCAGCAGCAGCACCAUCACCACCACCACCACCCCGGCGUGCACCAGCACCACGGCGGUCCUAUGAUGGGGCCACCGCAGCAAGCGCAGCAGCAGCAGCACCACCACCACUUGCUGCCCAUGAUGAUGGGACCUCCGCCAGGCAAGCAGAGGAGCCGGUCGGCGUCGGGAGAGGUGGUGCUGUUCGGGCCGCACGACGCGCUGCAGCCGAUGGCGCCGAUGCAGGGCCUCAUGGCGCCGCCGCUGUCGGGGCAGCCGCACGGAGCUAUGAUGCUGCAGGCGGCGCAGUUCCGGCAGAGGAGCAUGUCCGUGGACAUGCCCAUGGGCUUCAACAACGGGCCGGGCCACCCAGGAAACAUGCCCAUCUGAACUGCGUGCGUGCACACUGCAAGACGGAUGGCAGCGGAAAUAGCAGGGGGAGGAGGUGAAAUGAGGAAAUAAAAUAGAAGGGAGGGAGAGAGAGAGAGAAAAAGCCAAGCGAUAAAUAUUCAAGAUUCGUGUUGGCGUCUCCUCGUGUUUACUUCAAAGGUCGUGUGUAAUAGGCAUUCGGUAUCGUGUGGCUUGGCGCGCACGUACUCUUGGUGUAUGCGCGUGUUUAUACAUUUGAGGUUGUAUGUGGGAAGAACACUCAAGUACUUUUCGAGGGAAAUCUUUAUCCUCGUUGAACCGCUCCCGCGCAGGGCAGCCCUGGGCACCUUGAAGGCAGCAGCGGCCACCGUCAUCGUCGGCGUCUUCGAGAUCGUCGCCGCUUAUUUUGUUGUUGUUGUUUUGAUGAUUUUCGUAGAAGACUCUUUGAAGAAGAAUGCUUAUUUUACGAGCGAGCGGGAGUGGUGUCGAGAUCUUUCCCUCAUUACAAUUUACAAGAGAUCGAUUUUUUUCACCCUCUCUGCGUGGGGGGACGAGUUUUUGUGCACUUGGCGCGAAAGUACGCCCCGCUCUGCUUCGUGACCGCGGUGAAUUUUCCGGUGUGCAGUUGCCAAGAUGAACAUUUUUAAAAUGACAUAACUUUUUUUCAAACAGUUAUACCGCAUUCACACCGAGAGUACUUUUUGACACUUAAUUUGAGCGUAAACUGAAAUGUGGAUUAAAGGGAAACUUUUUUUUUGCCGUGUGGUUUUUUUUGCGUUUCAUUAUUUUUUUUUUCUCCCGAAUGUUUUGCUGUAAAUAUGUUUCUCUGUUUGCAGGGGAAGCCAGGUAAUGCACGGUGAACAAAAGUCUUUUUUUUAAUUGUUGAACCACACGUAAGUACUUGUCCGAACCUCGUGCAAAUGAAUCGUCGUGUGUGUGUGUGCGUAGUGUGCCUGUGCUCAUUAACGGUGAAUCGUAUUGCAUUUUUAAGCACACGACUCAUUCCACGCGUUGGAUGUAACCGUGUCGACACGAGGGCCAAUUUAAUAAUCACGACGACGACGACGACCUGUAAGAAUUAUUACGUGAUGUUAAAACAGUUGUUGCAGUCCACAGUGCUGUUUCGUGUUGAAAUGCACUUGAGAACUUGGGUUUACUUUUGAACGUUUGGCCUAUAAGUUAUUGCAAAGUCACUUCCUCUGCUCGCACGCUUUGCGUUGCUUAAGGUUGUGAAGGUGAAAAAGGGAAGCACAAAACAUUGAAUCGAGCGGCCGUGAUAUGUGCGCUAAAUCAUUGCCCUCCACCUCCUCCUCUGCAUCUCGAGGCUCGUGUUUUGUUUUCUGUUUUACGGGCUCGUCUAAUUAUGAUGCGAUCUCGAUACAAAGUUUAGUUAAUGCAAUGUUUUUUUUUUCUCGCUAUUGAACAUCAUCGCAUCUGGUGUGGUGUUUUAGCCUAUGUUUGUGUGAGGAUUAUUACGGACGCCCGGCUGCUAACGUUACAAGAUUAAGCAAAAUACAUUAGAUGCAAGUACACCCGUUAUUAAGAGCUUCGUGUUUUGAUCUUCCAAUUUUUCUGCUGUUUUUCCGUGAGCUCUCUCAAUUGAAGCUUUCACAAGCAUGUACUAAAACGGAUAUACUAUAAUAAUAUAACUUGUUCGGAAUGUGUACACACUUUUCAAUUGGGGUCAAGGAGAUGUUGGGGAUUUUUGUUUUGUUUGAAACGCGAUUUGCAGAUGGAAAGGUUGCGUGUAUUAUAAUUUCAACGAUUGCUCAUUUGCGUCUGGAUUAACCGAUGCAGAAAUGUCGUCGCCCCGGUAUCGUGGUCAUCGUAAUUUGUAAAUUGAGUUUGUGGCUUUUUGUUAUUGUUUUUAUACAUUACUCGUAUUGUAACAAAUAAUUGCACAGAAUUCCUCUCCGUUUGUUUUUAAGCCAUGGAUGUGUUUAUAUUUAAGUGUGGUUAAUUGCAGUCAAAAUUAAUGUUAUUUACAAGGGUUUUGCUACCUCUGUCGUUGCUGGCUGGCUGUUGUGAUGUUUGGGGGGGGGGGGGCGUUGCCAAACGGGCACUUUUUUAAACUUAGGGCAAAAAAUAACGCCAGCAAAGCUUUAUUCGUGUUGCUUAACAGUAAAACUUUCUAUAUUCUUAACCCCGUUUUGUCAGGUGUGACUUAAAACGGGGAAUUAUCCCUUUCAACAAAUAACUUCCAAACAGUUUACCAUCAUUUGUUAAGUAGCGUAUUCACUCGUCAUUAAUGUUCGAAACACCUUUAGGGCAGUGACUGCAAAAAAGAAACAUCUUUACAAACUUAAAAUAACACGAUUUAGAAUUUGCUUCGGCUGGGUUAUGAUGUUUAUUUGCUGCAUGAGUUUGUGUUUGUAUGUUUGUGGUCUGCCCUCUUGCAUUUAGUUGUUCCUUUCCCAACAAGUGACAUUGUUUCCUUGGUUGUUGUGCGAGCAUAGGGGGGGAGACACACGACCCCACUGUGGCUGAUGAGAUGAUCCAGGGUGCGAAAUGCGUCCCAGGUGCCACACAAUGACCCCCACGUCUUGCAUUUCUUGCAGCCCCUGAGGUGCAAGGAUUCCCGUUCAACAUUCAUCACCACCGACGUUGAAACGUCACGUUCACGUCUGGAAAUGUGACGCGCAUCGGGCACCUGAUGUUAUUUUACAAAAUUCACAAAUUGACAAAAAAAAAUUAACUAUACAAACGGGCACUUUUUGUUGGUAAACUUACAUAAUAAAUUAUUUCAUCUGUAUGUCAGGAUUACGAAUCUGGAACGUGUACGCAGCACAUUGAAAUGCAUCGGCAUUUCCGAUUCUGUCCUAACCCCGCACCUCCGAUCAGCACGCUUGGCUACGUACGGCGCGAAAGAAGUUCAACGUACAUGCAGCGAUGUGUGUUUGUACUUCUGUUCGGGUCAAAUGGGAACCACCUCGGUAUGCUCCAGGAUUGUUUCCAUCCAAGUCGGUCUCUGACAGCAUCUGGCUCCAGCCGCUACUGCAGUUACGGACAAUGUACUUACUACAACUGGACAUGCAAACUCAAUCUUAACCUUGUGAACGUUGCUUCGUCAGUGCGGCAGAUGGAGACUCCAAACAACUGGUAGAGAUAACCCAACAUGAAACAUGAUGAAUACGACGAUUGCUACUGGUGAAAAUGUUGGUGCGUGUUUGAAGGUUUGGUCACAUUGUCAAAAUCUAAAAACAAAUAGUUUGAAGAGCGCGUUGUUACCUUGUGCGUUCUUUUUAACCAAGGACUUAAUUUUCGACUCGAUCAAUUCCGGAAUGCUGCUAGGCCGACUUGGAGGAGAUGCUUUUGACGUAAGGCACUUCCACUCGAGUACAGGGUAUGCCUGUUCAUAAUUCUGAGUUCUACCCUAUAAUCCUAUGAUACUAUGGACAGGUGUGUAGGGUUGUAGGGUACAAUCAGGACAAAUGAAAGUGAGAUGGAUGUGGCGUGCCAAAAUAAUUCCCGGAACAGUGUUCGAGACCAUUCCAGCUGAAAUUAAGCACUGAUUAAACUCUCGCUACAAAUACCAUUUUGAGCAAUGCAAGCUUCCAAAAAAGUACUGAGCUGAACAUGUUAUUAUUACGGAAUGGACACGCAUGAUAUCUGUUGCGUACAAUGAAGUUGUAAGAUUUACCAUUUGGCGUGACGCAAUGCUUUGUCAUCUGAAAAGGUUAAUGUGUGAUAUUAAGGUUCUUCCAAGCCCUUUCAUGGAAUGUUGUCGCUGAUAAAAAAAAUGUGGUGUUACUGUUCGGAAUUAAUGACCCAAAUGUUCUGUAAACAAAGCGUUCUGUUUAAUUACAUAACUAAAUUGUUGACUUCCUGCAGAUCUUAAUUGGUUGGCACUUAUGUAGGAAACUAAUGACAACUUGGUUAUAUUAUUCACUUCAUCGAAGCUGUUUAUUAAUGGAGUAUACACUUUUUUAAAAAUAAUUUCAAUCAAUACCCCUUAGGAUUUCUGUUCGAUGUUUUCGAUAUUUUAAAGUAUGGCGCUUAAUAUAGAUAGGUGUGUAACAAAUUGCAUCUACACGUUCUCUAUGCGCUGUACACAAGUGGCUGUAUGUAACAUUGUAUAUUAUUAUGCCAUUAGGUGUCCUAGAAAGACUAUGUGUAUAUAGUGGUUAUCCUUUCCGAUGUUUGUGGGAGAAGGGUCUGUUUGCAGAUCAUUUUUCAUUAAUUAAACUUGACGAC
Molecule: messenger RNA, 10477 nt
Organism: Lethenteron reissneri (Far Eastern brook lamprey)
Lineage: Eukaryota; Metazoa; Chordata; Hyperoartia; Petromyzontiformes; Petromyzontidae
Gene: BCL9L
Product: BCL9 like
Biological process (GO): positive regulation of transcription by RNA polymerase II; canonical Wnt signaling pathway
Cellular component (GO): beta-catenin-TCF complex
Molecular function (GO): transcription coactivator activity; beta-catenin binding
Source: RefSeq, a predicted model, not a curated record